GCGGCAACUAGUAAGCUGUUUAGUUAAAUAACCGAAAUAACGAACCCGCCCACUUUUAAUGGUGACUUCAGAAUAGUAUCUUAAAAUAAGCUUAGGCGACUCCUUAGCUGUACGUGAGGUGAAUACAUUGUUGUUAUGGUCGGACGCCGUAACACGCUUUGUUUUGGUGGGUGACACCGAGCGAACAGGAAACACUUCCGGGAGACGGGUGGCCGGCGUUUAGAGGAGAGGGCUAGCAGCCGCCUCGGUGCUGCUGUACGAGCCGCCAGUUUGGGUGGAGCAGGACCGUGACUUGCUGGUCGCUUUCACGAAAAGGCCUAGAAGUCACCGUGUUUGUCACCAACCUGGCAGAAGCGGUUCGCGGAGGGGUUGCUCCUAAAUACUACAUGGCUCUGACUACACGCGACCCAGUGCCCCAGUCCCCUAUGGCACACAUGACCCAGCAGGGCACCACGCCUGGCAAGGGCACAGCUAUGAGCAGCCUGAGACAGCACUUCGAAGUCUUGGUGAGAGACUUCAUCCCUUUGGGCGGCCCACGGCAUGCGGGAGUGGAUGACAAGCGCUCUCGCCAUUCCAAGCCAGGUGUCCGGUUUCUGGAGCCCCCCCAGAAGACAAACCAGACCCAAAGAAGUGCCAAUUCACUCUCAAGACAAGCCUUGGUCUUGGAGAAACCCGAGAUGAAGAUGCAGGUACCUUCCGUCCUGUUGAAGAGGAUCCCGAAUUCCUCCUCCGCCAGCUUGGCUGCCACAGGAUCUGCAUCUCUCCAUGCUGGUGCAGUCCACAGAGAGUGGGACCCUGGCUACAGAUCCAAUCAAGUGAGGAGCAGAAGCCUGGAGGGAGCUACUCCUGGCUGCAGCACCCAGGUUCCUUCUAGCCCGAGGAUACACUCAGGCUUGCCAGCCCUGCUCCCCCGGUCAUCGGAGACUCCACACCAGCCUGAGAAUGAGAGUCCAAAGCAGACCCACGACUCCCAGAUUAGACAUGGAGGGGCAUCAGCAGAGCAAAGCCCACGAAUGAGUGUCCCCAUUAAUGCCGCAGUAGGUGGCAGUGCAGCUGUAUGUCCUUCCUCCUCGGUCAAGAGGAAGGCAGGGCCUGCUGUGGAGGGGAUGUGGCAGGGGAAGAGGGCCUAUUCAGGGACCCUGGGCUCAGACAUUACUGGGCUCAGGCCUACCAGAGACCUGGGCCUGAACAAAGAGGAGAAUAGCCCAGGCGUCAAGGUGUUGCAACCCGAUAAGCCAGCUACACCACUGUGCUCCCAACAAGCUCAGAACACCAGGGAGGCUAAGCUGGGUGAGCCAGCUCAAGCAAUCAGUCAAACCCAGAUGGAGGCAUCCAGAGUACACCAGACGUGGUCAUCCACAUCGGGCCACAGAAAGCUGGAGAGCAAUCAGACCAAAGGCCAGCCUGUCGGGAAGCCCCCCUGGAGGCAGCCUGUGGGGCACGGUAUGGACAGCAACCAGAGGCUUGUCUCGGCAACGACACCUCCUCCUACUGACCAGAGUGACACUACUACUGAGACUUGUGACCCUAUAUCUGAGACUGCCCUGAAAGCUUUACCUGACUCCCCUGUCAAGCCAAAAAGCAAUACCAGUUCCAGCAGGAGUGUGGCAGCCCCUUGUGUUCCAGACAGGUGGGAUCCCCUGGACCUCGAGCUGGAGUUGGACUUGGGCCUUGGGGCCUGUCAGCUCAGCAGCAGCAGCGAGAGUGAGGAUGAGCCCCUGCUUUCCUUGCAGCAGAUCCUGGAGCGCAGCGCUCAGCCCCCCACCACGCCACAGAAGGGCACCUUCUCUGAGCCUGGAACGCCCCAGACUAAAGCACUGCUGCCACCAAUGAAAAACAGUCAGCUGGGACCCUACAGGAACACCCUGGAAACGAUGCUGAAGGAGAAGGAGCACAAUGCCAGGCUGAAGGACAUCGAGAUGAAGGUGCUUCUGUCCUGUAAGGAGAACCUGCAGAAGUUAGAGGAGCAGAGUGAGGAGGUCACUGAGGAGGCUGUCAGUCAGGAGCACCGGGAUUUCCUGCAGAGGUUUUACCUGGUCUCCAGUGCCAUCCCAGAUCUGCACCCGGGGGAGGAGAUCUUCAUGUUGGCCAACUUUGGGCGCCUGUUCAGUCUGCAGAACCUGGACCUCCGAAGAUGUGCGGUGACCCCACAGAACGUGGUUCAGAAAACCCUCUUACAGGCUGAUGCUGAGAAGCUCCCCCUGCUGGUGAGUGCAGGAUUGCUGCUGAAGGCAUACCGCUCAGUGCCCUGUCCUCCUGCGGUGUCCUUCCUGCUCUUCCAGAUGAUGUCCAUCCAUCCAGACAGAAAAACUUCCACACAGAUUCUUCGGUCCAUGAAGCAUAUUGCCAUAAUGGCUGCAGAACAGAUUGUGGAGAACAAAAACAGGGAAUUUCAGGUGUGGACUCCCAGCCUGAGGGAGGUGGCCCUUAUCUUCCUCAAUAUGGGGGUGCCAUUCAUCACCCUCUUCACCCUACAGUCUCUACAGCCCCCUUUCUCAGAGGGUGACCUUUUGCAGAGUGAACUGAUCCAGACUGAGCAUGUUCAGGAUACAAAGCCGGUGACCUUCCCAGAACAUAACGUGGAGAACGUCAUUAAGUACCUGGCAUUGAGCACCUCACUGGCCUCCAAGGCCUACAGCGAUGAUGAGCUCUUCCUGCUGCUGACCGCCACCUGCAAGCUCAGUCUGGAGACCCGGCUGCAGCUCCUGACCACGGAGGACCUGAGGUUCCUGCUGGAGAUGCUGCUGGACAACAGCAGAGACUGGGAUACACAGCUGCCACGUAUCUGCCUGGCCUUGGCUGACCUGUCGGACGACCACCACAACCUCCGGAGAUUGGUUCAUCUGCUCCCGCACACCAAGAGAGGGAAGCAACUCAGGAGGCAUGUCAGUGUGACCAUUAUCUCCAAACUGUUAGACCACAGAUUCUCCUAUAAACCCACCAACUCUGACUUUCAGCUGGCAGUGUUGCGGCCGUUCAUCCCCCACAUGCGCCCCUCACUGCUGCUCAAAGUCCAGUUCCCUGUGAGGGAGGGCCAGGCCCCGGAGGAUGGAGUCACUUCCCAAGACCAGCAGGCUUAUUACCUCUGCUACAGCCUCCUGAUUCUAAUUAACGAAGCAUCAAAUUUUGAGUCUCUUCCCUUGGGCCAAAAGAAACACCUCCAUAUACUCAGUGCGGAGCUGGAGAAGCACAUCAAGUGUGACAUCAGGGAGACUGAGAAGUGUCUGUACAGGAGUAAGGUGAAGGACUUUGUGGCGAGGAUCUACACUAGAUGGCAAAUUCUCCUUCAGAAGUCUGGGCCUUCUGAGGGUUUGCUGUAUGACUACUGGCAGCCCUUGCCUGAGGAUGCUGGGUCCGACAGUCAGCAAAGCCAGUCAAAUACUUGUCAGGAUGCAACCAUUUGCACAGAUGUGCCCGAGCCUGACCGCAGUUCCUCAAGUCCUUCUCAGUUAGCGGCUUUACUUCCUGACGACGGUCACACUCUGAAUUCUACUGCUGGUGGCAGCUAAACGCUGUGUGUCCAGACCAGUGCGACUUGUCGUCCCAGACCCUGCGGCUUGGACACGUAGCCCUUCUGUGUGUGGAGUAGCAGCUCCCUUGUAUCUUUGCACACAUGGCCGCUUUGGACUGGUCGGUAAUGGGGGGUGGGAGGGCGAAUGCAGCCUCCAGUUCGCCACAGCACCUCUGAGAACACUUCACGCCAUUUUCACUACUGCUCAUUUCCGGAGGUAUUCAGAGCUAACCAUAAAUGAACUGUCAUGUUUUUAAGUUAAGGUUUUCUCAGUGUUGAACAGUAACAUUUUGUUUAAUAAAUAUACAGACAGGUUUUCAGGUAUUUUACUUCAGACUGUUAGUAAAGGCACAAUGCUUUGGUCAUUUGUUUUGUCUAUGCCAUGCAGCCCUACACAAAACCAUGGAGUACUUUAGUAUGGUCGUUCUUUCUGUCGUCCCUUGAGCAAGUUUGGUCUUUAGCUCAGAUCUGUUCCAUGCCUCUCACCUUGGUUUUGGUUAUGGCUCAUGUACUGCUGUGAGAUGUUCAGUAUUUUGUGUUCAGACUGAUACCUGCCUUAUUUUAAUUAUAUUAGAAAACACCGAUAAAGUGUGUAUCAAAUGUGGCAAACGUGAGCUGUGGACGUCAUGCCGACAGACUCUGCUGUGGUGAGUGGGUGAUCUUGUGCGGCGCACUGCACGUAUGAAAGGCCGGCACUCUAAGCAUAUGCAGCUGUAUCCUGCCAUCUGUGCGGAGGGGCCCAUAAGAUGGGUCCCUGAACACAGUCCUGCCUCGGAGAAGCCAAGAGGCUGUAAAACAGCCUUACAGAGGCUUGCCCAGACUUCUGGACUCUCCUUACUCUUCUGCUGAUAAGUCAUGUCCUGGAUCUCGGCGGAGCCCCAUGCUGUAACUGACGACAGUGCUGCAUCUUGUGCUAAGUGAUGUGCUACUUGUAUGGGAUGCCACCCAAUUCCUGCCAGGCUGCAAGUUAAAUGAAACACAACAGGCAAAUUUUGUAUUUUACUGCAAUAUACUUAUUGUAAUAACCACAAACAAUGUUUAAAAACCAAUUGUAAAAAUGUGAUUCAUUAAAUCAUUCGGUGUGUCUUUU
This is a messenger RNA of Paramormyrops kingsleyae, 4601 nucleotides long. It is a transcript of the gene slf2, whose product is annotated as SMC5-SMC6 complex localization factor 2. The record is from RefSeq and is a predicted model, not a curated record. NCBI's taxonomy places the organism in Eukaryota, Metazoa, Chordata, Actinopteri, Osteoglossiformes, Mormyridae.